CCCCCUAGCGGAAGGAGCCCGUCACCACCGCCCACAUGCCGCCGGGAAGCACUUCCGGCCGGUCACAAAGUGGCACCACCUCCGGGGCGGUAGCGGUGCAGUCAUGGCGGAGGCUUUCAAAACAGUGGAACCAUUGGAAUAUUACAGAAGAUUUUUGAAAGAGAACUGUCGCCCUGAUGGACGAGAGUUGGGUGAAUUCCGGACAACCACUGUCAAUAUAGGUUCAAUUACAACUGCAGAUGGUUCUGCCCUGGUGAAGUUUGGAAAUACUACAGUGAUUUGUGGAGUUAAAGCGGAACUUGCUACACCCACAGAAGAUUCUGCUAAUAAGGGAUAUAUUGUUCCAAAUGUAGAACUGCCAUCCCUCUGCUCACCGAGGUUUCGCUCCGGCCCACCUGGUGAAGAGGCUCAAGCAGCAAGCCAGUUCAUUGCAGAUGUGAUUGAAAAUUCACAGAUAAUAGAGAAAGAAGACCUAUGUAUUGCAAAUGGCAAGCUUGUUUGGGUGCUAUACUGUGAUAUUAUAUGUAUGGACUAUGAUGGAAAUCUUCUGGAUGCCAGUGCCUUCGCUUUGUUAGCAGCAUUAAAAAAUGUACAACUGCCAUCAGUUACUAUAAAUGAAGAAACUGGUUUAUCAGAAGUUAAUUUUAAACAGAAGACUCCUUUGAUGAUCAGAAAGCAUCCGGUUGCCACAUCAUUUGCUAUAUUUGAUGACACACUGCUCAUUGUUGAUCCAAAUGCUGAAGAAGAAGACUUAGCAACUGGAACAGUGACUGUUGUAACUGAUGAAGAAGACAGACUCUGUUCUGUCCACAAACCAGGUGGAAGUCCUCUCACAGGAGCCAAGCUUCAGGACUGUAUCAGCAGAGCAAUUACAAGACAGAGGGAAGUAAAAAAGCUGAUAGACAAAGUAAUAAACAGUAUUAAGCCCAAGUGAACAAAAGGAGAGAUCUUUUUGAAAAUGGAUUUGUAAAAAUUGUAUUUGUUACAGUGUUCACAAACCUUUCAUACUAAAUAAACAAAUACCAGUACUACAUUUACAAAGUUCA
This is a messenger RNA of Neopsephotus bourkii (Bourke's parrot), 1046 nucleotides long. RefSeq names its product exosome component 8 (gene EXOSC8). The record is from RefSeq and is a predicted model, not a curated record. The transcript is spliced from 11 exons. Lineage: Eukaryota; Metazoa; Chordata; Aves; Psittaciformes; Psittacidae. Gene Ontology annotation, biological process: TRAMP-dependent tRNA surveillance pathway; exonucleolytic trimming to generate mature 3'-end of 5.8S rRNA from tricistronic rRNA transcript (SSU-rRNA, 5.8S rRNA, LSU-rRNA); nuclear polyadenylation-dependent mRNA catabolic process. Gene Ontology annotation, cellular component: nuclear exosome (RNase complex); cytoplasmic exosome (RNase complex). Bases 104 to 934 code for a protein of 276 amino acids.